AUGCUGACCCUGGAGUGGGAGUCGGAAGGACUGCAAACAGUGGGUAUUGUUGUGAUUAUAUGUGCAUCUCUGAAGCUGCUCCAUUUGCUGGGACUGAUUGAUUUUUCGGAAGGUUUCCUCUACGCUCAGAACAGCACCAAGCGCAGCAUCAAAGAGCGGCUCAUGAAGCUCUUGCCCUGUUCAGCUGCCAAAACAUCGUCUCCUGCUGUUCAAAACAGCGUGGAGGAUGAGCUGGAGAUGGCCACCGUCAGGCAUCGGCCUGAGGCCCUUGAGCUGCUGGAAGCCCAGAGCAAGUUCACCAAGAAGGAGCUCCAGAUUCUUUACCGAGGAUUUAAGAAUGAAUGCCCCAGCGGUGUUGUUAAUGAAGAAACCUUCAAAGAGAUUUACUCACAGUUCUUUCCACAGGGAGACUCUACAACGUAUGCACAUUUUCUGUUCAAUGCGUUUGACACAGACCACAAUGGAGCUGUGAGUUUUGAGGAUUUCAUCAGGGGUCUUUCCAUUUUGCUCCGGGGGACAGUACAAGAAAAACUCAACUGGGCAUUUAAUUUGUAUGACAUAAACAAAGAUGGCUACAUCACUAAAGAAGAGAUGCUUGAUAUCAUGAAGGCGAUAUACGACAUGAUGGGUAAAUGCACAUAUCCUGUCCUCAAAGAAGACGCUCCCAGACAACAUGUGGAGACAUUUUUCCAGAAAAUGGACAAAAAUAAAGAUGGAGUUGUUACUAUAGAUGAGUUCAUCGAAAGUUGCCAAAAAGAUGAAAACAUAAUGCGCUCCAUGCAGCUCUUUGAAAAUGUGAUUUAACUUGUCAAAUACAUCCUCAGACAAAUGUGAAUGAUCCUACCACACAAGUGGGAGCUGCCACUUUUAGCAUAGACUGCUCAGCUUGACACUGAGGCAUAUUAUGCAAACCAGCUUUGUUUUCAUAUGAAGCAGUCCCCAAAAGAUUUGAGUUCUC
This is a messenger RNA of Eptesicus fuscus (big brown bat), 958 nucleotides long. RefSeq names its product potassium voltage-gated channel interacting protein 4 (gene KCNIP4). The transcript has 9 exons. The record is from RefSeq and is a predicted model, not a curated record. The coding region runs from base 1 to 804 and encodes 267 amino acids. Gene Ontology annotation, molecular function: calcium ion binding; potassium channel regulator activity. Lineage: Eukaryota; Metazoa; Chordata; Mammalia; Chiroptera; Vespertilionidae. Gene Ontology annotation, cellular component: voltage-gated potassium channel complex. Gene Ontology annotation, biological process: regulation of potassium ion transmembrane transport.